Gossypium raimondii (Peruvian cotton) is the source of this 2526-nucleotide messenger RNA. Its product is annotated as la-related protein 1C. Gene Ontology annotation, molecular function: RNA binding. The transcript has 6 exons. The record is from RefSeq and is a predicted model, not a curated record. The coding region runs from base 362 to 1936 and encodes 524 amino acids. Lineage: Eukaryota; Viridiplantae; Streptophyta; Magnoliopsida; Malvales; Malvaceae.
AAAACGUGAAAUAAGGAAAGCAAAACUGUUAGAGAGAGAGAGAGAGAGAGAGAGAGAGAGAGAGAGUAGCAGAGGUUACAGUCCUACAGAGCCUCCGUUCCUCUUCUUCCCCUUUUUCUAUUUUUUAAACUAUUAUUAUUGUAGCAUUCGUCUUUCUUCGAUUAAAUCCCUACAUUUUUUUUCCUAAAAAAUCCCAAAAUUUUCAUAACCAAAGCAUUGAAUUGAACUCACCUUCCAUCUUUCUCGCCCCAUUAUUUUUUUAAAUUUUAUUUACUAUCAACAUUUUCUUCUCUGUUUUCAAGUGUUUUUCUCCGUCGAUGAACUUUUCCCCUUAGAAAAUUAAAAGUAAUCAGGGUUUUAUAUGGGCGCAAAUAUUAAUAUGGAUAAUUUCAGUACCUCCGCUGUGCUGACAGCAGUUAAUCACUCUCCCAGUUGCCCUGACCAAUCACAUCCUGCCACGAGGCCUAUUUCUGCCUCCUGGUCCCAAAUCGUCCUUGGAGAAUCGGAACCGCUCGCUGGUGUUCCUUUAUCGCCUUCCUCAUCUUCUUCGUCAUCAACGGCUGUGAUUGAACCACCUGUUCCCACGGCGGUCGAAGGCGAAGGCGUAGACAACGUGAGUGCUGGGCCCAAUAGCAAUGCCGGUAAGAGGCUAGCUUGGAACAAGCCCUCCGACGGCGCUACCGAGUUUGCUCCCGUUAUAGAGGCCGACGCGUGGCCUGCUUUGUCUAAGUCCGCUAGGGUUUCUUUGAAACCCUCUUCAGAUUCAUCCAGAGCUUUACCGGAUGGAUCUCCUUUUGUCCCCUUUUCCCAGGGGAGUGGAAGCACAUCAUUGUUAUCAUCUUCACAGAAAGAAGCCAAGAAAGUUGAAAAAUUGAAUUUAAAUUCAACACCAAACCAUGCAAUGCCUGCACGCCAGAGGUCAAUGAAGCGAAAUAGUAAUAACUCAGCAUCUAGUAGUGGACUCCUGCAGCCACCACCUCAAGGUGCUCUAGUUGAAGCACCUGUGAAUGGCCCAUCUUCUAGGGACCAUAUACAGAGAAGUGGAUUUGUGUCACAGGCUGGUAAUGAUCACCCAAGGAAUUCAUUCAGACAUCGUAAUGCUGGGCCACGUCCUCGAGGAGAUGGCUCUCACCAUCAGAAUUAUGGAGGUAGGCGCAAUCCAUCCCUAGGAAAUCAAGACUGGAAUGGUCGAAACUUUAAUAGCAGGGAUGCUCAUAUGCAACCAAGAGUUGUUCCCAGGUUAAUGAGGCAUCAACCACCAGCUCCACCGCCUAAUGCUGCACCAUUUAUCGCUCCUCCACCAGUACGGCCAUUUGGCACUCCUGUAGGAUAUCCUGAAUUGGCAUCUCAAUUUUAUUUCAUACCUGCUCCCCCUCCAGAAUCACUUAGAGGUGUGCCAUUUGUUGCUCCAAUGCCCCCAGUGCUUUUCCCUGCUCCAGAGCCUCCAGACCGCCAGUUGCAUGCUAACAUAGUGAAUCAGAUUGAUUAUUACUUCAGUGAUGAAAAUCUUAUCAAGGACACUUACUUGCGGCAGAACAUGGAUGACCAGGGAUGGGUUCCUAUUAAAUUAAUAGCUGGCUUUAGAAAGGUUUCGCUUUUGACCGAUAAUAUUCAGCUUAUACGGGAUGCUCUGCGAAGUUCAACAGUUGUGGAAGUGGAGGGUGAAAAAGUAAGGAAGCGGAUUGAUUGGAUGAAAUGGAUCCUGCCACCUUCCGUUAAGUUCCCUGCCAUGUCUGGUCAGGAUAUGCUGGUUGCCCGUGUUCAGGAUAUUUCAUUGGAUCAGAGAACUGCUGACGUGAGUGGCUCAAGGAACCAAGAAGAUGCUUGUGCUGGACUAUCAGAUAGAUCAUCAUCUGGGGAGUUCAAUAAUCGGUCACAGGUAUUCAGCAGUGAGGGAACAGCUGUGAGUGCUCAAAGUGUUGCAGCGAGUAACUAAUAAUAAACUAAUUGUGCAUUGGAGAGCUUAUGCUUGCUAAACUUUCUGGGAGCGGAGGGUGAUUUGAAAGACAUCAGUUUUUGCCUUGGCAUGAUGGAAUAUGAUCCAUCUUACAGGUUGCUAAGUUGGGAAAACAUGACUAGAAAGAAAAGGAAAGGCAAUUUCUAGAAUUCUUAGAAAAAAAAAUGGAGGAUUAGAACAUUUUAGACCUGAGAUAGUAGCUCGAAAUUGUGGUGGCUAUAUGUAAUGGAUUUAAAAGUUAGGGGGAUUUUACAUUUGGCUUUACUACUAUUAGUGGUGGAGCGGUGGACGUUAAGAUCGGGGGAAUUUUUUAUAUGCUUCCCGUUGCUACUCGUAGACAUCUUUUCCUUUUUCUUUGCUUUAACAAUUACCAAGAAAGAGCUGCAUUCAUUUCGCAUCUAUGUACUGUGUUACUUACUUCAUGGUGUAUCUACUAUCUAAGGACUUGCAUUUGCUGCAUAAAAUUGGUAGGGCAAACCUUGGAAGACGAGGACCGGCUGUGAUGAGUCUUUUAACUUCUGGAGUCCUAUUUGAUUGGAGACAUUAUUUUAUACACCGUUUUUUUACCA